CCGAAACAUAAGGCGUGCGAGUACUUGCAGCCGCACGUCGCCAGCAUGUCACCGAGUCCACGUCGUCUGCCACGACGCCUCUUUCUUUUGUGAAUUGAUGUACAAUCGUGGUACCCCUCGGUACUCCGCAACCCAUCUCGUCCGUCAUGGCUUCAUCGCGCGAACGUGACAGCUUCGACGACAGCUCUCCCACCACGCCACUCCUCCCACGAUCGCCGACUUCACCCUCUUUCUCUGCCCCAAAGCACCAGAAGCCAUGGAUCCUCGUCGCCGUAAUUGGCGCCCUCGCUAUCUUCAUCGUGGACCUUGGGAACUUCUUGCUGAAUCCCGCGCGAACUCGCCUCUACGAGUCCUCCAUCUGCCUUCGAUUCUACCAAGAUACCGAUCCGAGUCAAAUCCGUAAUGGGACUAUACAAGAGCGAUUGUGUAAGAUAAAUGAGGUGCAGGACACCGUGGCGAUGGUGUUUGGAUGGCAGGAUCUGUUCGACGCGAUACCCGGCAUACUUCUUGCGGUCCCGUAUGGCGCAUUAGCAGACAAAUAUGGGAGGAAGUGGAUACUUGUUCUUGGAUUUCUGGGAUUGGAAUUAUCUAUGCUGUGGAUAAUGCUCAUUUGCUACCUAGACCUCCAAUUGAAGCUCACCUGGUUCUCCUCUAUCUUCUUGAUGAUUGGCGGAGGGUCUACAGUAGCCAUUGCAACGGUCUUCACCAUGUUGUCUGAUGUGGUCCCCCCGGAAAGACGGACAACUAUCUUUUUCUACGUUGGAGCCACAUUACUGGUUUCUGAAGUCAUUGCUCCAGCAAUAGGCUUUUGGCUCAUGAAGUAUGGGGAUUGGUUGACUUUCUGCGUAGGCGCAGCUAUAUCAGGACUUGCAGUUGUUCUCGCCUGCUUUCUUCCAGAGACUCUACACAGUAGGGACCAACCAGAGCUUCCCGAUGACAGACUGGAGGAUGAGGUGGAUGACCUGGCCGAAAGAACCUCUAUGUCCUCGGGUAAAGGCCAUGGCCAUGGUUUCAAGGACCAGAUUCAUCGCCUUAGAGAGACUUUGCACUUCUUGAAGAAAGAUCUCAGCCUCACACUGGUCGUCUUUACCUUCCUCGUCAAUCGCUUAGCACGGCAAUCCCAAGAUCUCGUGAUCCGGUAUGCUUCAAAGCGGUAUGGGUGGACUAUACGACAGGCUUCGUUACUGAAUUCCCUUCGCGCGAGCUUCAAUUUGUUGACUUUGGUCGUUCUUCUUCCUGGUAUCAGCAUGCUGCUACUCAAAUGGAUAAAGUUGGCUCCGCAGCGGGGUGAUCUGUGGAUAUCGCGUGGCAGCAUCGCGUUUACUGUACUUUCUUUCUUGAUCAUGGGCUUCUCCUUCACUCCAGCCAUCUUAAUCUGGGGCUUAAUCUUCUAUACCUUCGGAUCCGGCUUCAGCAUGGCCAUGCGAUCCAUCGCUGUUUUCAUGGUCGGCGGACAGGCGAGCAAAGACAUAGGCCGUCUCUUCGCCGUUGUCGCCAUCCUUGAAAGCUGUGGCUUGCUCAUCUCUGGUCCUCUCAUCGCCCAAUUCUUCAGGUGGGGAAUGAAGCUUGGGAAUGCCUGGUUGGGGAUGCCCUUCCUCCUUUCAGCAGCCCUGUUCCUGCCUGUCUUGGUCAUUACGUACUGUAUCUCUUUGCGCGAUAUAUCCGCUGUGCCUCAUGCCGUUCACGGCGAUCAAGCUGAUGCAAAUCUGCCGCCGUAUACUGAUGAGGAGUGACCAUCUUAGCGAGCGUUACUAUCUCAAGUGUUCCUGUUGCUCCAAUUUGGACGUCCCCUAUAGUCAUAUUUCAAAUUUCACGAUCUCCUUUAGUUUGACAUCAUGGGACAGAUACAUUAUACCGGAGUUCAUGGAGGCAAGCGCUGUUUUGAAUAUCUGGCCACUCGAAGCCGUCAUUUCAUUGCGUCCCAGCAUCAUAGAGAAUGUCUAGAGUAGAAACAUAGAGGGAGUCAUAUGAGUCCAUUGAACCAAAGUUUUCAUCUUGUAUCCUUC
Molecule: messenger RNA, 2006 nt
Organism: Mytilinidion resinicola
Lineage: Eukaryota; Fungi; Ascomycota; Dothideomycetes; Mytilinidiales; Mytilinidiaceae
Product: MFS general substrate transporter
Exons: 5
Coding region: 147-1733 (528 amino acids)
Biological process (GO): transmembrane transport
Cellular component (GO): membrane
Molecular function (GO): transmembrane transporter activity
Source: RefSeq, a predicted model, not a curated record